UCUUUGACCACACACUAUUCAAAUCUGACAAGUUUGUAAGCACCUGCAGCUCACCCCAGAGGGUUUGGCUCUGAAGCCAGGAACUUAGCGACUUCCAGAGUUCCGCCCACAGGCCGCAGCCGGUUCCCCUUCCACCUUUCUCUCUAAAGUUCACUUUGUGAGCAUUUCAGUGAAUUCCAGGAGGUCCCAGAAAAGAACCUCCCACCACCAAAGAUAACAGUUUAAAAACAAUUUAACUAUUUUGCUGAAAAUAUGCUGUUUCACUAAAUACUCUAGCUUUCUCUCUUUUUUUUUUUUUUUUUUUUUUUUUUAACUUCAGUUUCACUUUCAGGCUUGAAGGAAAUGUCUGAUUUUUUAAAAGUCUGAAGGAAAACUACGGGGAUGAAUGAAAUCAGAAUGCACUUGACCUCUGGCAUCAAUCCAGCUGUCCACCAUCUGGGGCGUAAAACUGAAUCAUGCAACAAAAGAAGGUAGAAGAGGAGACAGCCUUUCCAGAGGGGUAGAUGUUACCUAAAGAAGGAGUAGAAUACCUUACAGGGAUUGUCCCAUACUCUGGGCAGAAUCAUGAAAGGGGGCUCAUCUCAUCUAAUGUCUUACUUCGGGGGACUUUUGUCCCUGUGGAUUCUUGGUGCAUCUUCCACGAACCAAUGCACUGUGAGACACGAAGUAGCUGACUGCAGCCAUUUGAAGCUAACGCACAUACCGGAUGACCUUCCUGCUAACAUAACAGUGUUGAACCUUACCCACAACCAACUCAGAGCCUUACCACCCACCAAUUUCACAAGGUAUAGCCAACUUGCUAUCUUGGAUGCAGGGUUUAACUCCAUUUCAAAACUGGAGGCAGAACUGUGCCGAGCACUCCCUUCGUUGAAAGUCUUGAACCUGCAACACAAUGAGCUAUCUCAGAUUUCGGAUAAGACCUUUGUCUUCUGCACAAACCUGGAGGAACUCCACCUCAUGUCUAACUCAAUACACAAAAUUAAAGGCAACCCUUUCAAAAGCCAGAAGAAUUUAAUCAGGUUAGAUCUGUCCCAUAAUGGCUUAUCAUCCACAAGGUUGGGAACUGAGGUUCAGCUGGAAAACCUCCAAGAGCUCCUCCUAGCGAAUAAUAACAUCCUUGCACUAAGAAGUGAAGAACUUGAUUUUCUUGGCAAUUCCUCUUUACAAAAAUUGGAUUUGUCAUCAAAUUCACUUAAAGAGUUUUCUCCAGGGUGUUUCCAUGCAAUUGGCAAGGUCUUUGCCCUUCUUCUGAACAAGGCCCAACUAAACCCCCAUCUCACAGAGAAGCUUUGUUGGGAACUUUCAAACACAAGCAUCCGGAAUCUCUCUCUUGCUAACAACCAGCUGAUGGCGACCAGCAACAGCACUUUCUCUGCACUGAGGUGGACAAACCUCACUUGGCUGGAUCUUUCCUACAACAGCCUACAUGAUGUCGCUAACGAUUCCUUUUCUUGGCUCCCACACCUGAAAUACCUCUCUCUAGAGUACAACACUAUUCAGGGUUUGUCUUCUCGCUCUUUGUAUGGACUUUCCAACCUGAGGCACCUGAGUUUAAAGCGAGCAUUUACUAAGCAAAGUAUUUCACUUGCUUCCCACCCCAAGGUUGAUGAUUUUUCCUUUCAGUGGCUUACAUGUUUGGAGUAUCUCAACAUGGAUGACAAUAAUAUUCCGGGUACAAAAAGCAAUAUGUUCACGGGAUUGGUGAGUCUGAAGUACCUAAGUCUUUCCAAAACGUUCACAGGUUUGCAAACGUUGACAAACGAAACAUUUUUGUCACUUGCUCAUUCUCCUUUGCUCAUGCUCAACUUAACAAAAAAUCACAUCUCAAAAAUAGCAAGCGGUACUUUCUCUUGGUUGGGCCAACUCAGGGUACUUGAUCUUGGCCUUAACGAAAUUGAGCAAGAACUCAAGGGCCAGGAGUGGAGAGGUCUAGGAAACAUAUUUGAGAUCUACCUAUCCUAUAACAAAUAUCUGCAGCUGACCAGCAAUUCCUUUGCUUUGGUUCCGAGCCUUCAAAGACUGAUGCUCAGGAGGGUGGCCCUUAAAAAUGUGGCCAUCUCCCCUUCUCCUUUCCGCCCUCUUCGCAACUUGACUAUUUUGGACUUAAGCAACAACAACAUAGCCAACAUCAAUGAAGACUUGUUGGAAGGUCUUGAGAAUCUAGAAAUCCUGGAUUUUCAGCAUAACAACUUAGCAAGGCUCUGGAAACACGCCAACCCUGGCGGUCCCGUUAAUUUCCUGAAGGGUCUGCCUCACCUCCACAUCCUGAAUUUAGAGUCCAACGGCUUAGAUGAAAUCCCACCUGAGGCGUUCAAGGACUUGUUUGAACUAAAGAGUAUCAAUCUAGGACUGAAUAAUUUAAACGUCCUUCUGCCAUCUAUUUUUGAUGACCAGACGUCUCUAAGGUCAUUGAACCUUCAGAAGAACCUCAUCACAUCAGUUCAGAAGGAUGUUUUUGGGCCAGCUUUUCAGAACCUAAGUAGUUUAGACAUGCGCUUUAAUCCGUUUGACUGUACUUGUGAAAGCAUUGCCUGGUUUGUUAACUGGAUCAACCAGACCCAUGCUAAUAUCUCUGAGCUGUCAACUCAUUACAUCUGCAACACUCCACGUCAAUAUCAUGGCUUCCCAGUGAGGCUUUUUGACACCUCCUCCUGUAAAGACAGUGCCCCCUUUGAGCUCCUUUUUAUCAUUAAUACCGCCAUGCUUAUGAUUUUUAUAUUUAUGACAUUGCUCAUUCACUUGGAGGGUUGGAGGAUAUCUUUUUACUGGAAUGUGUCAGUGCAUCGAAUUCUUGGCUUCAAGGAAAUAGAUGCCCAGUUCGAGCAGUUUGAAUACACAGCAUAUAUAAUCCAUGCCCAUAAAGACAGAGACUGGGUUUGGGAACACUUCUCCCCAAUGGAGGAACAAGAUCAAUCUCUCAGAUUUUGCCUAGAAGAAAGGGACUUUGAAGCAGGUGUCCUUGGACUUGAAGCAAUUGUCAAUAGCAUCAAAAGAAGCAGAAAAAUCAUUUUUGUUAUAACGCAUCACCUGUUAAAAGACCCUCUAUGCAAAAGAUUCAAGGUACACCACGCAGUUCAGCAAGCUAUUGAGCAAAAUCUGGAUUCAAUUAUAUUGAUUUUUCUUCAAGAUAUUCCAGAUUAUAAACUAAACCAUGCACUCUGUUUGCGAAGAGGAAUGUUUAAAUCUCAUUGCAUCUUGAACUGGCCAGUUCAGAAAGAACGAAUAAAUGCCUUUAAUCAUAAAUUGCAAGUUGCACUUGGGUCACGGAAUUCAGCACAUUAAACUUAUUUGGAGAUUGAUUUGGUAAAGGAAUAGAUCCCAUUUAUAAGGGUCCAUUAUAAAUCUGAGUUUUCCUUGAAAGUUUGUAUCUGUUUAUUUAUAUGUAUAGAU
Molecule: messenger RNA, 3390 nt
Organism: Acomys russatus (golden spiny mouse)
Lineage: Eukaryota; Metazoa; Chordata; Mammalia; Rodentia; Muridae
Gene: Tlr3
Product: toll like receptor 3
Exons: 6
Coding region: 565-3282 (905 amino acids)
Biological process (GO): toll-like receptor signaling pathway; immune response; inflammatory response
Cellular component (GO): membrane
Molecular function (GO): protein binding; transmembrane signaling receptor activity
Source: RefSeq, a predicted model, not a curated record